This is a messenger RNA of Neodiprion fabricii, 3979 nucleotides long. RefSeq lists its product as uncharacterized. Lineage: Eukaryota; Metazoa; Arthropoda; Insecta; Hymenoptera; Diprionidae. Gene Ontology annotation, molecular function: RNA binding; protein binding. The transcript has 8 exons. Bases 643 to 2268 code for a protein of 541 amino acids. The record is from RefSeq and is a predicted model, not a curated record.
GGAAUACCCUUUCAACCCGCCAAUCGCGUCCGUGGCGAACAUCAAUCAGUGCCACACGUGAUCAAUUGUAUUUAUCUUUAUAAGCCGUAUGGCUAGCAACAGUGGCUUAUCAGUUUGGUGGAGGCACUUCAAGUCAAUGAAUCCGACGCCCCAUUGGCCCUUUCCGUUCGACUGAGACCAUGAUUAGUCGAAUACCUGGGGCAUGGUGCGCGUGGCGAAAAGGCGGUGCGACAGCGACAGAAGGAUCAAAGAACAGCAAGAGCUGUCAACGGAGUUUCAAAAAUUAUCUUAUCCGUGUAGAGGGUAAUUUACUUUGUUACAAGUUUCAUUUUGGUUUACAGACGCUACUUAUGAAGUUUAUUUCACAGUUAGACGCUAUCGAAAAGUAUGCGCAUAGUACAUUGCACGUGAAAUCAGGUAUACCCGCCGUUUACAAUGCAGAAUUGGUUAAGUAUUGUCGGUCGAAAACUUUGCUCCAACAACGAUAACAAGCAGGUGCAGAAAAUUCACUGUAUCUUUCGGAAAUAACAUAACAGCUAUUGAUUGAACACACGCACAGGUCAAGCAGCCGCAGAAAUAAUUUAUACAAGAGCAAGUAUAUUCUGAAUCCAGAAAGAAAGGUGUAUUAAAGAGAAUAUUAUAAUGGCUGUUUCCGACCCACAUGCUGCAUUUAACUACCCAACUGAUCAGGAUAACUAUGAAACAAGUGUGCAUUCUUAUAACCAUCAAAACCCCGAGGAAACGUGUUCGGUAAGUGUGAACAAAGAUGAGACGAAUGAAAAUGCGCUAGAAUUGACUAAGAACGAGGAAUUGGCAAAAUUAAAAGCGAAGAAAAAAGGGGCUAAGAAAAAACGGCAGAAAGAAAGUAAGAAAGUAGAAAAGGCUAAUAACAGUUGCGAUGCAGAGAAUAAAAACAAUAUAACGGCGCAGUCAAAAAUAAGUUUGAACUCCGUUUUAAGUUGUAAGACUAGCAAGACUAAAACUGCUGAUAAUGCAUCGAAUGAAAAGGUAGAAAUUAUUGAUAAAGAAGAGGAAGCCGACGACGAAUUUUUGGACUUGAAUGCUGCGUUUGUUAAAGUCUCUGUAAAGCAGAAUAAACAUAUCACUCUAAACAAACCGACCGUCUCUAAACCAAACAAAGUUAAUCGACCUGAAGCUAUUAAAAGUUCUGCCUCGUUGCCCCAGUCCGGUAAACUGGACAUGAGCAAAGCAAACCAUGAUACGGCUGAAAUAUUGGGCAUUCAAAGCUGCAAAGUUGUUCUUGUCGAUAAAGAUUUUCAUCGAGCAGUUAAGAUUCUGACUCAGGCCAUUCUCCUUGCUCCAGAUGACCCUCGCCAUUAUAUUAAUCGCAGCUACUGCUACCUCAGACUUGGUCAAUAUACUGCAGCACUGAACGACGCUCAAUUUGUGAAAAAGAAUGCGCGGACAAUGGAACAAUCUAUAAAGGCUCUUGCCCGCGAAGGGCAAGCCUUGCGUGGAUUAAAACAAUACCAUGAAGCAGAGAAGUGUUUUGAUGAAUUAUUGAAGCUAGAUCAACGAAUUGACUGGGUACUCGGAGAGUUGGUUGUGGUACGUUUGAUGCAACUUACAAGUAUGGGUUUUUCUAAAAUGGACUCUCUUAAGGCUCUGCAACAAUGUUCAUCUGUUACUGAUGCAGUGACAUUGUUGACAUCAGGAAAUAUAAGUAGUUCAGAAUUAGAGAGUAAUAUUAAUACGCCCGAGAUCGAAAAUUGCGAUGGCGACGAAGUUUAUUUUUCUGACGACGAAUCAAGUAGCACAAUUUUAUUAUCCAAACUGAUAUCUGAUAUAUCAUACAAAUCUAGUUAUUAUAAAAAUCUACGAUCCCAACCAUUUUCCUCCUCUAAGGCCCAAGAGUUUUGUAGCAGCUUGGAAAGAUCUUUGAAGAGUAGCAUUUCUAUGGAAUCCCUUCAGCGAACCAAUGACAAUGAUCAGUGGGAAGUUCAGGGUAACUCGAAAUCACUAAUGAGCACUUAUAAACCUCAAAAACCAAAAGUUAUAGCAAAUGAUAGCAGUACCAUUUGGGUUGGCAAUAUCGAAAAGAAUGUUACAGACCUUAAAUUACAGGAAUUAUUUUCAAGAUUUGGCUCUAUAAAUUACAUUCGACGAUUCCCGGAUAAACGUUUCGUGUUCAUUGAUUUCAAUAGUAAAAAAGCUGCAACGAAUGCGUUAAAUAGCGUGAUAAAUUUUCAAGUCAACGGGAUACAAUUACCAGUAAAACCAUCCACAGGUUCUCUGACAAAUAAAUGAGGAAUGCAUUUAUUAUUAUAUCAAUAACGGGAUUUACAUUCAAUUUAAAUAUUUCAUAUUCAGCAUAUACGGCACCUGAUUUGGAAUGCGAAAUCUGGGGGAAAAAAAAACUGAUUUUAUUUUUAAUAUUUGUAUGCUUACGUUGUGUGAUGUAAAAUCAAGUUUUCGUAUGAUGACGUGUGAUAUUUUUAAUUCAUUAUACAUAUUCAUAUUUUCAGCCAAUACUGCGGAAGGAAUUUAUCAAAUAUAUUACAGCCUUCUCGGUUUAAUAGGUUUUCAUGUUUUGUUUUAUUUUUAUUCUACUUUUCUCACUUAUUUGACUUAGAUUAUUUGGAUUGCUUGAAAAUAAGUGAAAACUGUUACUUCGAGUAAUUGUAUGAAAAAGAGACAGCACUCUGAAAUAGGGAUGUGCCAGAUAUCCGUUAACUAUCCGGUAUCCGGCCGGAUUAUCGGAUAGCAAUAAUCUGUUCAGAAGAUGAUUAUACUAUUACUCAAGAUGAUAGGAAUGGAAAAAAAUUAAAGUGGACAAAACUGAAAUAAGUAGGAAAUGAAGAUUCUCAGUUUCACACUUCAAUUUAGGUAACCUUACUUUAAAAUCCAGAAUUUGGCGAUUUUCUCGUACCAGAUACCGGAUAUCCGGUAUCCCGGAAGAAAAACAAAUCGCUAUCCGGCACAUCCCUACUCAAAAGUCUGACUAUGGAUAAAAAUAUGAAGGAACAGUUUCAGUAUUUCAAAUAUUUGAAAAUCAACUUGUAUCUUAUACCUGCCGCACAAAAAUUUUCAAAUAUCAUCUAGAACACACAAGAUUUCCCUUACGAUGUGAUAUUAUCAUUAUAAAUUUCAUACUUGAAGUGGUAUUUUGUAACCUGUAAUAUAAAUCGAAAUAAGAACAGUUAUCUUUUAGCUAAUUUAUUUCAGAACUUCCUAAAAUACUGUAAAAAAUAGUUUUCACAAAGUAGAAGCUUACAGAAAAAAUGGUAGUUAUUACUCUCAACAACGCGUAUGAAGAUAAGAAAUCGAAAUAUUGUAUGACAUCAUUUAUUGAUUCAGAUAUAUAGUGGUGAUUCAAUAAGUUUGAAUCUUCUUUAAAAAUAUACGUUUCAUCAAUUGACUCAUUCGCAGAAUAAUCAACCGGAAGUUCCAUUAAAUACACGAUACAUUUGCAAAUUCUGCAGUAAAAAUAUCCUGACAAGUCAUUCUUAUCAAUUGUUCAUUGUUGAUCCUGGUGCUUGGGUCGAUGGUAAGGGGUUGAAAUGCUUUGGCCAUGUCUGAAAGGUAGAAAAUUAAUAAUAUAUAGAUAAUUCCGUGCAAGGCAAGUAGCAACUUUCCUACUUUUAAAACUUGAAGGAUAUGCGACACUCAUGAGACAAAGCUUUGAAUUUUUGGACAAAAAGGUGCAUAAAAUUGCUGUUGUAAAUCGUACUGGAUUAUUGGGUGCAUGUUUACUUUUUUUACUGGUGGUUUGUUACAAACUGCUGUGAAGUGAUUUAGCAUUCCACAAUUCUCACAUCGCUGUCCCUCUGCAGGGCACCGCAUCGGCUCAUGGCACGUAUUGCAGUUACGGCAGUUCGACGUUUUGUUAUAUAGUUUAUUAUACACCGCAUUGUGAGACGGUUUUUGCUGAAGUUCUUUUGGCUCAUGGAAUUUGGAAGCGGAUUCAUUUUGUUCACGGCUCUCCCAUAUCUCGACGGCUCGGCUAAGGGACAAAUCU